This is a messenger RNA of Mizuhopecten yessoensis (Yesso scallop), 2008 nucleotides long. RefSeq lists its product as uncharacterized. Bases 145 to 1716 code for a protein of 523 amino acids. NCBI's taxonomy places the organism in Eukaryota, Metazoa, Mollusca, Bivalvia, Pectinida, Pectinidae. Gene Ontology annotation, molecular function: proton channel activity. The transcript has 3 exons. The record is from RefSeq and is a predicted model, not a curated record. Gene Ontology annotation, cellular component: membrane. Gene Ontology annotation, biological process: proton transmembrane transport.
UUGAGCAGCAUCCCUUCAACCGAACUAUUGCACAACGAACAGACUACAACGUCAAUAUUUACUACUACAGCAACCCUUCAACCGAGCUAUUGCACAACGAACAGACUACAGCGUCAAGAUUUACUACUACAGAUUAUAUACCAAAUGGAUUCCUGGUGUGGUAGACUGAUUACGUCAGUAUUCAUCCUUCCCUUCACUGCUGGAAAUUACCGUAGACGGCAAAAUGGAUUCUGGUAUUAUGACUGUUCGAUCUCAUUCCGUGUUCUGUUCUUGGGCUUCCUGGCAAUUAUCAUAGUGUUCAGCGCUACCAAUACGAUCUACGACGGAGCAAAUGUUCGGCUGGGAGUUGUCCUGCUUCUCCUGUCGGUACUUAUGCUUGGCGGUGUAUCCGUAUGCCUAAUACUUGUAUGUUUAGCACAGUUGCGUGGCCUACAAUGCAUUGUCGCGACAAGAAGAUAUACACAUACAACUAAACUUCAAGUUUGUUUCCUUUGGAUUUUCGGUCUUGCAUCCAUUCUUUAUUCUACUCUCCUUAUCGGCAAAUUGAUCGAAUGUUCAGGAAACACUACCGCUGGGCUUUAUUGGAACUCGAUAAUAUGUUUUAAUUGUUUAUUGGUCGUUUGUUUCAUCUCGGAGAUUAUUUUUAUUACUUAUUUCUCAGAGUCCAAACUGAAACAUUCUACACUAGCAAAUUACUCUAUGUUAUUGCUUUUGGCUGCAAACACAUGUGUGCAGUUAUACGUCUCAAUCAUUGGGGAUGCAUUUACUACUUUUAUUGAGAUCAACAAAGAAAACGCGACAAACUGGUGUCUAGAAAGAAACAGCACAAUGACUGUUCUUAUUGAGAAAUCAAGAAGUAUUCUUGCACCAACAUUUAUGGAGUUCUUCCUGUUGUCCAGUACAAUGAUUUUAGAUAUAUGGUCACCCUCCAACGAAAGCAGUCAUGAAAACGAAACACGGCACUCGGAAAUGAACGGCAUACAGGAUUCUGAGCGAACGUCUCUCCUACCACAUACAUCCGCAAUCGAACCCGACUAUUCUGGGAAUGGGAGCAGACGUAUGUUGUGCCAAAUGAUAACCAUAGUUGUUAGCCUACUGACAGGAUUUGGAAUGGUCAUUUUUUACGUUGCCAUGGCGAUGAAUGUGGGAAAUAUUCAAACUCUUCAUUUCCUCGCAGAAUUUUAUGAAUUAAUUUUGAAAGUUUUGAUGACAAUUGCAACCUUUCUCGGGUUCUUUUGUUUAGUGAACUACUGCACGCCGGAUCGCUCACCAAAGCGAUUCAAAAGUCGGGAAAAUGUAUAUUUGCUGUCGGUAUUCGGUUUGAUGAUGCUUCACAUAUGCAAAGUCAUACAAGGGGACGUGACGUCAUACCUAGACUCCAAAAUUCUUCUAUAUACAAACAUCAUAAGUAUUUUCCAGGACUAUCUGCAAGUUGUGUUUCUGUUACACGCUAACCGAUGUAAGAAAUCUGACCCUCGAUCGCGAAUCGUUUUGCUUGAAUCAGUUCUGCUAUUCAUUAUGAUAAACAACUUUGUUCUAUGGAUAAACGAUACUUUUCUUUUGUCUCAGUACCCGAUCACACGAGUUAUGGCACAAGAAAGGUUUUCUACGGGUUUGCUUAGACUUGGGUACACAGUAUUAUUACCAGUGUCAGUCUUUUAUAGAUUUACUUCGUUUUUACAAUAUUAUGCAACUUUUCGAGACUAUACAUCUUAAUGAAUCAAACACAUUUUUAAUGAACUUCUCGGUCUCUAGCAUCACCUGGGAGUCCUAGAGGGACGAAACAGCUGCAUGGUGCAGUGUUAUUCAUUUCUGACAUACUGUAUUUAUUACCAAAUUUUAAAGGUGCAGUUCUAUAUGUGUGUCUUAAUUCAUCUUUGUCUAGGGCAGGGGUUCGGGGAGAUGAAUUAAAAUCAAUGAUCAGAAUUUAAAAACAUCAUGAAUUCAGAUGUAUGGAGAGUAUUUAACAUUAAUGGUGUAGCGACGAUAGUUCCAGACUUCAGAGAGA